AUGCCGCCGCCUGCCACGUCUUCUGAACCAUCCAUCACUAUCGAACAGCCCAUGAUCAAUAGCAUCCCACCAGAGCUCGCCGCGCGGUUUGACCCCGUGUUCCUAGAGUACUACAACCGGUACAACGCCGGUCGGCUAGCCUCGCAUCAGGUCCCUAUAGAGGAGUACCGCCGGGACCCGCUGCGGUAUACCAUCGCAUACGGGAGGGAGAUAGUGGAUCCCGGCCAUCUCACAAUCACCGAGGAAAAAUGCCCCGUGGAAGGGGGCGACAUUGCCGUCCGCAUAUUCCAGCCGCCGCCGCCUCCGCCGCAGUAUGAUGAGCAGCAGCAGCAGCCGCCCCCACGGCCCGUCUACAUCAACUUUCACGGCGGCGGUUGGGUCUUUGGUAACCUUGGCAACGAUGAAGACUUUUGCAAGAGACUGGCGCUCGAGACGGGCUGCGUAGCUUUUGAUGUUGAUUAUCGUUUGGCCCCAGAGUUCAAAUUCCCCAUUCCGGUGGACGACUGCUGGACGGCUCUCAAAUGGGUGCGAGAUGAAAAGGCAGCACAGUUUAAUCUCGACCUGUGCAGGGUAGCCAUCGGAGGAGCCUCGGCCGGCGGCCACCUCGCAGCCGUCGUGGCUCACAUGUGCCGCGACGAGGGAAUCCCACUGGUGUUGCAGCUUCUGGGCGUUCCCGUCUGCGACCUGCACGUCUUCACACCCACGGGCGAGCUCAGGGCCGACUGCCCGUACGAGUCCCAGCACGAAAUGCGCCAUACGCAGCCGCUCUCUGUGGAGCGCAUGAGCUAUUUUCAUCGGCACUUUCUGGGAAACCCACGUCCUGCCGAGCUAGAGAAUAGUUGGAAAGUAUCACCGAUAAAGGCGCCCAACUUUUCCGGUUUGGCACCGGCACUGAUCCUGUCGGCAGAAAUGGAUCCUCUGAGGGAUGAGGGCAGAGUUUAUGCUCAGAAGAUGAACGACGCCGGGUCCAAGGCCGAGGUCAUUCUGGUCAAGGGCGUGCCUCACAACUUUAUGGCGCUAGACGCGAUUCUCGAGGGUGGCCGACUGUACAACAGGGAGAGUAUACGCGCAUUACGCGAGGUUUAUGGACAGAUCUGA
Molecule: messenger RNA, 1098 nt
Organism: Pestalotiopsis fici W106-1
Lineage: Eukaryota; Fungi; Ascomycota; Sordariomycetes; Amphisphaeriales; Sporocadaceae
Exons: 3
Coding region: 1-1098 (365 amino acids)
Molecular function (GO): hydrolase activity
Source: RefSeq, a predicted model, not a curated record